Phacochoerus africanus (Common warthog) is the source of this 1225-nucleotide messenger RNA. It is a transcript of the gene FIBP, whose product is annotated as FGF1 intracellular binding protein. The transcript has 10 exons. Lineage: Eukaryota; Metazoa; Chordata; Mammalia; Artiodactyla; Suidae. The coding region runs from base 99 to 1172 and encodes 357 amino acids. Gene Ontology annotation, molecular function: fibroblast growth factor binding. Gene Ontology annotation, biological process: platelet aggregation. Gene Ontology annotation, cellular component: nucleus. The record is from RefSeq and is a predicted model, not a curated record.
UCGAUGCUCCCGGAAGUGGCCCGGCGGCUGCGCGCCGGGCGCGGGCAGUGCUCGCUCCUGCUGGGGCGCUGCGGUGGCGCCCUCGUCCAGGCGUCGCUAUGACCAGCGAGCUGGACAUCUUCGUGGGGAACACGACCCUCAUCGACGAGGACGUGUAUCGCCUCUGGCUGGACGGUUAUUCGGUGAACGACGCGGUGGCCCUGCGGGUGCGCUCGGGAAUCCUGGAGCAGACCGGCGCCACCGCGGCGGUGCUGCAGAGCGACACCAUGGACCACUACCGCACUUUCCACAUGCUCGAACGCCUGCUGCACGCACCGCCCAAGCUACUGCACCAGCUCAUCUUCCAGAUCCCACCCUCUCGACAGGCACUGCUCAUCGAGAGGUACUAUGCCUUUGACGAGGCCUUUGUACGGGAGGUGCUGGGCAAGAAGCUGUCCAAAGGCACCAAGAAGGACCUGGAUGACAUCAGCACCAAAACAGGCAUCACCCUCAAGAGCUGCCGGAGACAGUUUGACAACUUCAAGCGAGUCUUCAAGGUGGUGGAGGAAAUGCGGGGCUCCCUGGUGGAUAACAUCCAGCAACACUUCCUCCUGUCCGACCGGCUGGCCAGGGACUAUGCAGCCAUCGUCUUCUUUGCCAACAAUCGCUUUGAGACAGGAAAGAAAAAACUGCAGUAUCUGAGCUUCGGGGACUUUGCCUUCUGUGCUGAGCUCAUGAUCCAGAACUGGACCCUCGGAGCCGUCGACUCCCAGGUGGAUGACAUGGACAUGGACUUAGACAAGGAGUUUCUCCAGGACUUGAAGGAGCUCAAGGUGCUUGUGGCUGACAAGGACCUUCUGGACCUGCACAAGAGCCUGGUGUGCACUGCCCUCCGGGGAAAGCUCGGUGUCUUCUCUGAGAUGGAAGCCAACUUCAAGAACCUGUCCCGGGGGCUGGUGAAUGUGGCCGCCAAGCUGACCCACAAUAAGGAUGUCCGAGACCUGUUUGUGGACCUCGUUGAAAAGUUUGUGGAGCCCUGCCGCUCCGACCACUGGCCGCUGAAAGACGUGCAGCUCUUCUUGAAUCAGUAUUCGGCGUCGGUCCACUCCCUGGACGGCUUCCGGCACCAGGCCCUCUGGGACCGCUACAUGGGCACCCUCCAUGGCUGCCUCCUGCGUCUCUAUCAUGACUGAGGCCGCCUCCCACCGCCCUCCCUCACUGACAAUAAAGUGGCCAUGACUUUGAA